GAAGGAUGGUCACUCAACAGGAUUCACACGCGGGCAUCUGAGGAAUUCGGCUUGAUUUUUCAACUACGGCGUUCAAUCUAGACGGGAUCAUGGGGGUUUUUUUUGGGAGGAGGGGAGAAGGGGGGGGAGUUUCAAGCAAAAUGCUGUCCUACUUCACCUCGGAUGCAAUUAUAUUUUUCGCAUUCAACGAUCGCCGUGGCACAAGAAACCCCCGACGCACACAACCUCAUCUCUCGGCUCAACGCCGCGCGACUUCCAUUCCUAGAAUUCGCCUGGGUCCGCACCCUAUCACGACGCCAGCUGAACCACUUCCGCCACGAUCUUUUCGCCCUUGCCUCAUUUAAUACCCCUACCACCCCCAUUCGACUAGCACAUGAUUCUGGGUUUGACGAUCAUGCUCCUAGCAUACACGAUUGUUUUUUGCUUCGGGGAAUUUUCCUAUUAAGAGGGUAUACGUUUUGGGUUACAAAAAAUGGGUUACGGGCUGGAAAAGAAUUGGAUUUUGGCUUGCAUAUAGACUUGUGGUUUCUUUUCCUUUUUUUCCCCUUUGUUUUUCCUUGUCCAUUUCCUCAGGCUGGAUGGUCCCCCCACGGGGACGAGUUUUGUCAAUGGGGUCUCGGGAAUUGUACUGCUACGGAAUCGGAUCCCCGAAGAGCUUUUUGGCUUGGGUUGAUUAGUAUUGUCUGGAUAUUGUACACUUUUGGGAUUGCUCACGCAUUCACCCCUACCUUACCCUAUUUUGAUUUGAGAGGGUUGUUCAGCCAAGCCGCGCUGGGCUGGAACCAGGUUGAUAGAAGAUACCCCCCUUGUUUUAGAAGACCUGUAUAGUAACCUACAGCAUGAGAGCUACACAGCGACCGAGCAUAUCGGAGAAUGAUGCAUCAGAUUUUUA
Molecule: messenger RNA, 892 nt
Organism: Pseudomassariella vexata
Lineage: Eukaryota; Fungi; Ascomycota; Sordariomycetes; Amphisphaeriales; Pseudomassariaceae
Exons: 1
Coding region: 163-828 (221 amino acids)
Source: RefSeq, a predicted model, not a curated record